Pristis pectinata (smalltooth sawfish) is the source of this 6612-nucleotide messenger RNA. RefSeq names its product salt-inducible kinase 2a (gene sik2a). Gene Ontology annotation, molecular function: protein serine/threonine kinase activity; ATP binding; tau-protein kinase activity. Gene Ontology annotation, cellular component: cytoplasm. The record is from RefSeq and is a predicted model, not a curated record. The coding region runs from base 264 to 2984 and encodes 906 amino acids. Gene Ontology annotation, biological process: protein phosphorylation; microtubule cytoskeleton organization; intracellular signal transduction. NCBI's taxonomy places the organism in Eukaryota, Metazoa, Chordata, Chondrichthyes, Rhinopristiformes, Pristidae. The transcript is spliced from 15 exons.
GCGUCAGCCAGGAUAACAUGAUGCCUCCUGCAACGGCCGGGACCUUGUAGCUUUUGUUGUCUCCGAGGCCGGGGUUAUCUGCUCAGCCGCCUCCCCCAGCACACGGGCUGCUCCCCCUCCCCCUCACUCUCCUACCCGCUUCACUCGGGACUUCUACCUUCACCGGCCCGAAGGGUUUUUGUUCUCGCCCCUCUCCUCCUUCAAGGCGAAGCGAAAAUGAACUUGUUUCCGAGCGUGUAGUUGCCUCCUUGCCCGGCCCCAGCAUGGUCAUGGCGGAUUGUCCGGGCAAACUACACCGGGGUCCCGUCCGGGUUGGCUUCUACGAUAUCGAGCGCACUCUGGGCAAGGGCAAUUUCGCUGUCGUUAAGCUAGGCAGACAUCGCAUCACCAAGAGCGAGGUCGCAAUAAAAAUCAUCGACAAGUCUCAACUGGAUGCUGUGAACUUGGAGAAGAUAUACAGAGAAGUACAAAUAAUGAAACUGCUGGAUCAUCCACACAUCAUCAAACUCUACCAGGUCAUGGAAACCAAAAAUAUGCUGUAUCUUGUAACUGAGUAUGCCAAAAAUGGAGAGAUCUUUGAUUAUUUGGCAAACCAUGGGCGGCUGAGUGAGCUGGAAGCCAGGCGCAAGUUCUGGCAGAUUCUGUCAGCAGUGGAAUAUUGCCACAACCGCAAGAUUGUCCACCGGGAUCUGAAGGCCGAGAACCUGCUGUUAGAUAGCAACAUGAAUAUUAAAAUAGCAGAUUUUGGUUUUGGCAACUUCUACGAACCAGGGGAACCUUUGGCCACAUGGUGUGGAAGCCCACCUUAUGCAGCUCCAGAAGUUUUUGAAGGACAGCAGUACGAGGGACCUCUACUGGACAUCUGGAGUCUCGGAGUGGUCCUCUAUGUGCUGGUUUGUGGAGCUUUACCCUUUGAUGGUCCAACACUUCCAGUGCUGAGGCAGCGGGUUCUGGAAGGCAGAUUUAGAAUUCCAUACUUCAUGUCUGAAGACUGUGAACAUCUCAUUCGACGCAUGCUGGUCUUAGACCCUUCCAAAAGACUCACAAUUGCCCAGAUAAAGGAUCACAAAUGGAUGCUGGCUGAAGUCCCAGUACAGAGACCAGUUGUAUAUCCGCAACCCAGGGAGAAUGAAGCCAGCAUGGGCGAAUAUAAUGAGCAGGUCCUACGACUGAUGCACAGCCUGGGGAUCGACCAGCAGAAGACUAUUGAGUCUUUACAGAACAAGAGCUAUAAUCAUUUUGCUGCAAUCUAUUAUCUCUUGGUGGAGAGACUGAAAUCUCACAGAAGCAGUUUCCCUGUAGACCAGAGACUGGAUGCUCGUCAACGGCGACCAAGCACAAUUGCUGAGCAAACUGUUGCCAAGGCAAAUCCUGUGGUGCCCCAGGUCAGCCUUUUGUCGCAGAAUGUCAGGCUGUUGAGGUCUCCUGUCCUGCCUCAAAACUCUGCCGUGGACUCAUUCGCCUUUCUACAGACUACAUGCCAGCCAGAACUGGGCUUCAUGGAGGAAGAUGUCAACACUCCUAAGGUGAAUGGUUGCCUCCUUGAUCCUUUGCCUCCUUCAAUAUCAAGGAAAGGAUGCCCACCAUCUCCAAGCAACAUGAUGGAGACAUCUAUUGAUGAAGGGAUAGAGACAGAGGAUGACUCUGAAGAGGAUCCUGCCCAGGUCUAUGCAUCCUUUCAGGCAAUGCGAUGUGGCCAGAGACGCCACACUCUCGCUGAAGUCACCAACCAACCAAUCGUGUUGCCAAGUACAGGGAAGCUGUUCACUGUCGGGAAUAAUCCAUCCUUGGGGAGUGUUGAUUCUGAAUAUGACAUGGGACUGAUGCACAGCGAGCUCAGCAUAUUGGAGGACACGCCACCUCUGGCAGAGGUUGUACUUGCCAACCAACCAAUGACACGGAUGACCCCACCACUGAUUGGCAUCAAGCCACCAAAUCCAGCAAUGGAGGCACUGACAUCACAGAAACGCGAGGUGCAGAACCGGUCGCCAGUCAGCUUCCGAGAGGGUCGAAGAGCUUCAGAUACAUCUUUAACACAAGGUAUCGUUGCCUUCCGCCAACAUCUUCAGAACCUAGCCAGAACCAAGGGAAUUCUGGAGCUGAACAAAGUGCAGAUGCUUUAUGAACAGAUGAACUCUGAUGCAGAUUUUGACUCUCUACCAGCAACACAUUUACAAAGCCUCCUCACCACCCACCACCAGGAUGAAGUUUUACAACAGCAGGAAAAUGUAGCAUUAUUCCCCAAUGGAGUGCAUCCACACUUGUUGUCAAGACGUCAGAGCCUAGAAACACAUUACUUGCAGCAUCGAUUGCCGAACCCAAGCUUACUGAAUAAAGCACAAAACAGCUGUCCAAUGUAUUGCAAGGAAACACCCAGGAGCCUUGAGCAACAGCUCCAGGAACACAGGUUGCAGCAGAAACGCUUGUUUCUCCAAAAACAGUCACAGCUCCAGGCUUACUUCAACCAAAUGCAGAUUGCAGAAGGCUCAUACCCUCAGCAAACUCAACAGAUGCCUGUACCUCACCCAGAAACGCAGCAACAGCAACAGUUUAGCAUGGCCCAACCUCUGAGUCCAGUGCUGGAACCGUCAGAACAGAUGCAGUGUGACCCAUUCCUCAGCCAGCACUACAAGCUGCAGCUUUCACUGCAACAGAUGGCACCUGUUCAGCAGCCAACACAACCUCCACUUCAGUCCCAAGUUCACCUGGAGCAGCAGCAGCAACUCUUGCAAUAUCCUUACCAGCCUUGUGAUGUAGUCGGAGCCACAGCACCAGAGCUCGGUUACCCAGAACAAUGUCCCUAUGCUCUCAACCAAACCCAACAGGCUGCCUUGCCCUUGAGUGAAAGCCAGGCAAGUGAAGUUGCUGCUGACUCAUCAGAGACCUACAAGAACGUAACUAUCCCUGAACUGCCAGGACUUUUUGACUGUGAGAUGAUGGAAACAGUUGAUACUCAACAUGGAGGCUAUGUCCUUGUGAACUGACUGAGUUAUCUUUUCAGUGUACUUCACCGAGGAAGAAGGGAUGACAAGAAGAGAAAUGGAAGUCAAUUUAGCUUGUACAUUUCAAGAAAAUACUAAAAUUGAUGACUUGUUUUCCUUCUUAAAGUGUAGCUGGGAGAAUGAAAAUCAACAAUAUAGAAUUGGCUCAGGCCAGAUCUCAUUUGUUGAAGCAAUCGUCAUGUGGUUCUGUUGGCCCUUGGUGCUGAAAAGGAAAAGAGAGGCAGGAGAGGCAACUCUUAAGAAGCAAAUGCACUUUCCUAAAGAUGGUACCAACCAAUGCACCAGGUAACAAGCACGCAACACUACAUAGGAAGGAUGCAGAAGCAGAAUAAAGUGUAUUGGUUCUGCCAACAAAGCAAUACGUCACCAGGAAAACUUGAGUUCAAGAGCUGGGAAAUUCACAAAAAUGAUAUCAUCCAAAUUGAAAGUUCUCUACUGAACACCCAUGUACCUCCCUUAAUCCCUGGCCAAUGCAAUCUACUUGGGCAGACUGGGAAGUGUACUGCUUUAAGCUGUGACCCCAGGAAAUAGAGUAACACUGAACUUGCUUAUCUUACUCUGAGGUCUGGACAUUGUAACCAUCCCAGAUCAUUUAAAAAAAUGCUUGACACAUACAUUUCACACCAGAGGUUGUUGCUAGAUUACAUUUAGCACUAGGAUGGAGAGUUUUAAUAAAUAUAUAAUUUUUGAAAAGUGCCUCCUGCAGGAGCAUUUUAUCUCUACACACCUCUGGACUCUGGAGGAGGUAAUUAACGUGUUAGUACUUGUUCAGUGUUUGCUUUCCAAGGAAUAAUUCAUUGUAAUUUUGAAUUUCGAAUAUGAGUUGCUGGUUGUUUAUUAAAAGCUUUGUACACUUUACCUAGGGUUUUAGAAGUUAUAUGAGAAAUAAGCUUUUGAAACAAAAACUGUUGCGUGAAGUGUGAUGUGCUGUGCCUUUUUGCUUCUUUUAAUUUAAAAGUAAAAGAAACACAUUUCUGGAAAACAGUUUGGAUAAACAAUGCCCCAUUUAUACUGGCAAGUUAACCAAAGUCACUUCAGAGUAAAUACUUCUGGUUCCACUAUGUGGAGCUCAGGACAAUGUCUCGCUGUGUUCAAAUUGAUCUGUAUGUAAAGAGUAAAAAGCAAUAUUUAUUAAAUGUUUUCAAAAGAUGAUUGUACCAUACAUAUACCGACAUGGAUGUUUUGUGUACUGUCAGAAUAAUGUAAUUUCUUUUUCCUCUUGUUGAAUUAUCAUACAGGCAGGAAAUGAUGCUGAUGCAACGGUCAGGGUAGAUUAGUUUGCAAUACUACCUGGCCUAGAAUUGAAGUCAGUUGGACUUCCUUGAUACACAGGCCCUCACAGCUGCCAAUUUUUUAGUGAUAGAUGGCACUGAAUUUGCAUUUCACCAUGAAGAGUUAACAUUAUUGAAAUUGCAGUCUAGCUAAUCACACCUCAACCUUCUCUCCUCCAUUUUAAAGGCAAGACCUCUGACCAUGCUGCCCUGAGCAGAGGGCUUGCAAGUGCAGCAUGAAUCCAUGCCUCCAGUGGGUGCCACGUGGUAGGUGAUGCGCUGUAUUUUGUUUGCAGUGUUCCUUUGAGUCAGGUGGUCAACAGCAGCACUGUCUCUCCCAAGUUUCUGAGUUCAUCACAAUUAUGGAGCGUUGCCAAAAGUCGAAUCAGUAACUCACUCCAAGGCAUCAUCCACUUUCACUCAUUUACCCAGCCGGACGGGUUGGAUAGUGGACAAGUGGUGAUCUGUUUGUCUCCAUGGUGCCUAGUGCCAGUGCAGUAUCCCAGGGGUGAACAAUGCCACGUCUUCCCUCUCCCUUCCUCCACAACUCCAUCUCCCCACCCAUUGCUGCCACCACCACACUGUCACAUCUCAUACUUGGAUGCGAUUGAGAGUAGAGUUGAUUUCAAAGUGUGUUUUCCAGACCUCCUUUGGAAUUCUGUAAUGCUGGUUGGCACGUGACUAUUCACAAUCCAAGGAAACAAGUCACUCCUCCAGGGGUCUGCAAUGAUGCUUUCAGAUCAACAGUGGAGUGGAUCCACUAGAUUCCCUUCCUUAAUGACAGAAUUUUCUCUCCACACCCUCACGCUAGUCCCAGGCUAAAAGUGACAAAUUGCAUCAAGUUCAAAUCGCAGCCAAUUCCUGUCCCCGUCCCUUUGCCACUGUCUCAUAAGCAGAGGAUUAAACGAAGCCUGAUGAUGCAUUUCAAAAAUACAUUUCAAUCAAUCAAAGCGUAGAAUUUUUCACUAAGCAAUCGAUAUUGCCAUAAAAUAUUCUUAAUGUGUUGUUCAAAACCAGUGUUACAGCAGUGGAAUUUAAUUUCUAGGCUUUGAUAAAACCUCUUUUCACACCCUCUGUGGAAUGUGAUUUGGAUUUGGCUGUGACAUCGCAAAUCUUUUAAGAAUGAUGAAAUUCUUCCUUGGUUUCUUGUGCUAAGUGUGCUAUCUAGUAGCAUCAUCAGUCAGUGAAAUAGCCUUGGCAGUAUCGCGUUUUGAUAUACUAUGUGGUGUAUUGAACACUACAGUAGCUAGUGAGUGGGGUGACUUUCCAGACAAAUAGAUGUGAAAUUGGAGCCAAGCAGUGUUAGACAAUGAACUGUAUCUAAUGGAGUAAACAGCCUUUCUCUUAGCCCUUCUGGUUCCUCAGUCGCCUGUUCCCACACAAUAUUAAAGCUGUUUAGGAGAAGUGAAUGUCCUUCAAAUACUCUGAUGUGUAGCCAGGAGCUUAUGCCUGUUCUAUACUCCCUAACGAUGUCCAGUUAAACUCUCUCUGCUGCCUCUACCCUUCACCCCACACAGGCACAAUAUGGUUGUAAACAGAGCACUGUACAUCAAGAGCAAAAUGAUGCAGUCCAUGGAUUUAUCCAGAGACACUCACUUUCUUUCUCAGCCAGGGACUAUAAUCUAUCCCAGUGGCACCUUGGCUUUCAUUUUAAACCUGUUUUCAUAAAACAAAAAAAGUCUACUGUCUGAUUUCUGAAUUUGCUGAAAGUGUUUUUACCUUUGUAAUCUUUUAAUACAAUUAAUACUUUGAAGAGACUUUGGUGCAAUGUAUAAAGGGUUAAGGUAUACAUGGAGAAAAGUGCAAUAUGUGUGGUACAUAGGAUGCAUUCUGUUAAAUAGUUGAUGCUUCAGAAAUGCACUAGUUCUAUAUGCUCUUGAUGUAUGAAAAAAGCUGCUUUUUUUUACAAUUUGGUAAUUAAACAAUAGUGUUGUUUCUACAAUAAAGAAAUGUAAUACACCUUAUGGACCUUGUGAAGAAAAUAACACUCUAUGGUUACAAUGAAGAACUGUAUUAUAAUCGUGUGAUGCUGCCUUUUUUCUGUCUGUGUAACUCAAAAGGAGAGAGUUGGCAGUCCUCGGUACCUCAAGAGCAAGUUUUUGUAUGACUAUGAAACAAUGAGAGUGACAUUUUUUUGAACUAUUUGGCAGACUUCUGUACCAGACCACUGGAGAAGAUGCUGCUGAGAUAAUGGCAGUUUGAUAAGCAAUCUUUGUACUGUUAACCAAAGGAUAAUUUAAAUAGGUAACUUCAAGGAUCUAACUCAAUGCAGUUCAUGUAUUGGUCCAAAUCCCAGUUUGAUUGAAGCAAGAAUAAAGGCUGUAGUGUUUUGAGCAAUA